Messenger RNA from Paracoccidioides brasiliensis Pb18, 888 nucleotides. RefSeq lists its product as uncharacterized. The record is from RefSeq and is a predicted model, not a curated record. Gene Ontology annotation, cellular component: U1 snRNP; U2-type prespliceosome. The transcript has 3 exons. Bases 1 to 888 code for a protein of 295 amino acids. Gene Ontology annotation, biological process: mRNA splice site recognition. Gene Ontology annotation, molecular function: mRNA binding.
AUGGCGGCGGAGCAGAGGAAGCUGCUGGAGCAGUUGAUGGGCGCGGAGCAGAUGAUGGGUUUUGGCAGUUCGCGCAAUUCUCAAGUGGUAAUAACUGACCCGAAAGUUUGCCGCUCCUACCUCGUCGGCACAUGCCCUCACGACCUUUUUACAAAUACCAAACAAGACCUGGGCCCGUGUCCGAAAGUACACAGUGAGGGACUGAAAGCAGAGUAUGAGGCUGCAUCAGUGUAUGAAAAAGCAAAAUGGGGCUUCGAGUACGAUUACCUACGCGACAUGCAGAAAUAUAUCGAUGACUGUAAUCGGAGGAUAGACUCGGCGCAGCGACGGUUAGAGAAGACGCCAGAUGAAAUACGUCAGACAAACAGUUUGCUAAAACAAAUAUCCGACCUCUCCAAAUCCAUAAACAACGGCCUUCUCGAAGUCUCUAUUCUCAGUGAAAUGGGCUCCGUCUCCACUGCCCUGAACGAGUUCCACAAAGUCCGCACGGCAAAACACCAUAAGGAAUCUUGCGAGCGUGAACUCAAAACCCUUUCUGACACCUCUGGACCUUCAGGCCAUCAAAAGUUACAGGUAUGCGAUGUGUGUGGCGCAUAUCUCAGUCGUUUAGAUAACGAUCGCCGUCUGGCAGAUCACUUCUUUGGCAAGAUGCACUUGGGCUAUGCGAAGAUGCGCGAGACUUAUAAUGUCUUGCAGAAGGAGUUGAAAGGACUUCCACCUUCCAGGCAUGAUGAUGGCCCCCCUGCUCGUGGUGAUUAUGAUAACGAGGGUGGAUGGGGGGGUAGAGCUGGUGGAGGCCGAGGGUCGUAUCGGACAGGUGGCGGGGGAGGUGGUUAUAGAGGGUUCAAAGGUAGAGGGGGAGGGGGGAGUUAUGGGGGACGAUGGUAG